AUGUGGCGUGCGCGGGAGGACGCGGGGAGCGACGGCGGCAUUUCCCACUUCACCCACUCCCCGGCGGCGUCGCGGCGGCUGUACCUCCUCGCGGCGGCCCUGUCGAUCCCGCCAGACCGGCUGCUGCGCUACACGCGUGAAGUGCGGCGCCGUGGGGUGCAUCAACGCCAUCGACGACAGCCGCAGACGCCGCGCCGCCGCGCAUCGACGGCGCGCACUGAGGCAGGCGCCACGGCAAAGACGGAGAGUCUCGCGCAGGAGUUCCCGCUCCUCCUGCACGGGAUUCUCAGCGCCCUGGUGCUGCCCUUCUCAAACCUGGAGAGCUUCCCCGCGGCGUCCGCAGACGCCGCCGCAGACGCCCCAACGGAGACGACGGAGUCGGUGGCGUCGUUCAUGAGGCAGGGCGGCGGCAAGUCUUUCUCGCGGCAGAAGGGCGGUGGCACCGCGGCGGCCUUGAAGGAGGCGCUCUCCGGGCGUCCGCAGCGCGUCAACAUGCAGGAACACUUUGCGUUGCUCAAAGAAAUGGUCGUCUCCCAGCGCGUGAGAGGGCCCAUCCCAGAAGGCCAGACGACUGCAGCAGGCGCCAGCUCCUCCGGCAGUGGACCCACCAACAACAGCAGCAGCAGCAUGAGCAGCAGCAGUUGCAGCAGUAGUGGCGGCCGCCGCCGCCGAAGCAGUACUAGUAGUAAUAGUUGUUGUUCUUCUGGCGACGAUGAGGAAGCCGCCUCCGUGUCCGCUGGUACGGCGAGAGACGAGGUAAAGGCAGAGGGCGGCGUCGCCGCAGCGAAGAAAGUAUCCAAAUCGUCACUCUCCGCCACCUAUGAGCUGCGUCAGACGCCGACCUCUCGAGAGGAGACGAGCAUUGCGCAGCUCUUAUCAGAGCUUGCGGAACCCCUGCUUGCUGCCAGGGGCCAUGCUAUUGGUAAUGGUACUAGCAGUGGGAGUGGUGGGGGCGAGAGCAACAUUAGUGGUAUGGGGUCCAGUGUGGAGCUUCAGCAAUGCAUGCGGCUUGUUCCGCGGGAACUGCGCACAGCCGCAGGCGUGUCACGUGUGAGUGAGUUAUACCCUCCUUUCAUGCCUAUGCUGCUAGAGGCCUUGUUGAAGGAGAGCGUGAAUGGGAGUCCGUGCGGCCUUGCGGCCAGGCGUGUUGGUGUGCGACUAAUAGAAUUAUCGGCUCCGACGUUUGUGUCAAGGUCCUUUCGGCGCGGGAGCGGCGCCUGCGGAGAAGCCGCAGAUGGUGACGAGAAGGAAAUGUAUCACUCCAUGAUGCUGCGCGCGACGCAGCGCCUUGCGACAACGGCAGUCUCCCUCCUUGAGGUGAUUGAGGACCCUGUGUGGGCGUUGGACCUCAGCGGAUCCCUCAUCGCCAGUCAGCUCGUGCACCCCGACGCGCUCAGGGCUGUGCUGCAUCGCUGUGCACUGGACUUGGCCAAGCUGCCGCCGCUGUGGAAGCCCAUGGUGGCCCUCGCCUAUUGUCUGGUGACGCGGCACAGCUUACACGCCGCCGUGCGGGCGGACGCGGAACCGUGUGCGCUGAGUCGCCCAACAGAGCUGCUGGACGUCUUGAAUGAAACAGACGGCGGCGUUGAUGGCGCGGCGGUGGUUGGGAAUCCGCCGCUGCACUCACACACUUCUGCGGGGAGCUCUUCCCGGGAAGCCGGAGCUUCCCCGCCCCUGCCAGAGCCGCCUGCGCCGGAGCCGGAGCCGCGCCACUGCGACCCACAGCAGCCUUCGCCACGUCGUGGGGCAUCCAUGGCCGCUGAAGCGGGGAGCGGCGCGACUUCCGCCGUGGGACUCUCCACCGCCUUGAUGGGGCGAGCAGCCUCUCUCACCUCGUCCUUCCUGUUUUCCCCGCGGCAGCCAUCCGGUGGUGCCGGCGUUGACGGUGCUUCCCAGUUAAGGUGGCUCUUCCCUGAAAGGGUGCCACCCACAGUGACGAUGUCCAACGCCAUUGUUAUGACUUGCAUGGUCCUCUGUGCCGGGGCGCUGAGCCAGCACGCCGUCGUUGCGCUGGGACAGUGGUGCCUCCGCUCACUCCGGACGCUACCGGCCACGCCAUGUGCCGUGGGACUCACGCAUCUCAUGUUGAAAUACCCUCAGUUUCUGAAAAAGGCCUCCUUGCGGGUCUCUCCGGGGCCCGUAUCGUCAUCCUCCGUCACCGCCGCCGCCGCCGCCGCCGCCGCCGCGGUUGCCAGCAGCACCGCGGGCAUUAGCAGCCACGGUAGCGGGCAGGCGAAGACGCUAUUUUGUGUCGCGGUCUUCAUGGAGGGCUGUCGAUUGGCAAGGACGGUGAUGCUGCGGCAAGCCAACUUCCGCAUGGAUGGUCGUCUGGCGUUGGCGUGGCAACGGGAUACUUCCUCACCCGCGGCGACGGAAGCGGGGCACCCGAGCGGCUUUGCUGAACAGCCCCACGCGCAUGACGAAAACGCCCUCCAGGAGCUACAUGAAUUGCACUGCUACCUUGUCAUGCUGUUGCAGUCCCUCAUCAUGCGGGGCGGGGUGCAGCUGCCGGCGGAUGCCCAGGGAGAGUUGUUUACACUUUUUCUGACGACGGCCCGCUUACGUGUUGCGGUUGCUGCCCCUAAGGGAGGGCCGACAGCGCAUGGAAGUUGCCAGCCCCCCCAACGGGCCCUCUCGCAGGUGGUGCUGCAGCUUGUGGACGAGGCCUUCGGGGCGGUGGCGCGCGCGGUGGAUAUUCUGCUGCACGACUACGACGCCGGAUGCCCACGACAACUCUGUGAGUCUCUUGUGUCGCUGCUGCCGCCGCAGAACACGCUGUUUUCCGAGCUGCAGUGCGUUGGGGCGUGGGAGAAGCACCUGGACUGCCUCGAGACGGUGCAGGCAGCGGCGGAGGCGUAUCGCGAGGCACGCCGCCCCACCGUCUCACGCCCAUCCUCGUCAGGCCGCUCACUGCAGGCGGAGGCGAGCGGCGACGCGGCAGCCGCGGUGUUGUGGUCGUCGGUUGCGGCGCCCAAAAGGCCAGACGCAAUUCGGCGGCCGAUGUCUCUUCUGGAGCUGCAGCGGGAGCUGGAGUUGCGGGCCAACCGGGCGGUGGCGGGCGUGCGCAGCGGCGCGGAGGUGAUGUUUGGCUCGCUGGUGAGUGUGCUGCCCUGCUCCGGCGAGCCGCUCUGCCUCGCCGCCACCGCCGCCCCGGACGGCGGCCUUCCCGCGGCGCAGCAGCUGUGGUGGGUGGAACACACGCUCGUCUACCUGGUGGAGGAGUGGUGGCGCAGCCGCGUGUCGACGCCGGCACAGUUCCGCCUCAACGCCGAGGAGGCAGAGGAAACGAGCAGCGGGGACGUGUUCUGCCGCGAAGCGCAGAAGAGCUUCAUCCAGUGCUGUGCGCAUCCCAUCUAG
This is a messenger RNA of Trypanosoma conorhini, 3357 nucleotides long. RefSeq lists its product as uncharacterized. The transcript has a single exon. NCBI's taxonomy places the organism in Eukaryota, Euglenozoa, Kinetoplastea, Trypanosomatida, Trypanosomatidae. The coding region runs from base 1 to 3357 and encodes 1118 amino acids. The record is from RefSeq and is a predicted model, not a curated record.